Cetraspora pellucida is the source of this 360-nucleotide messenger RNA. Lineage: Eukaryota; Fungi; Glomeromycota; Glomeromycetes; Diversisporales; Gigasporaceae. The record is from the annotation of a GenBank genome assembly.
AUGUUAUCCAUUACACAAACCAAAUUUGGAGAUAUCUCGGACUGUAUUUGUACAGAUGAAGGCUGCAUCUAUAUAGAUAAAGCUGAACAUACAAAAAAAAAAAAAGAAGUCAAAACUAAUAACUUUGAGAAACAACCCCAAUAUUAUGAACAUUCCUCUCAACUUCUUAACAGCAUCUUUCAAAAAUCCUAUAUUAAUUUUCCUAAACAAAAGAAUGAAAUUUGGCAAAAGCCCAAACUUGACCCUUCUUUAUUCUAUAAAAAUAGCAAAUAUGAAGCAUUUUUUAACAAACAAACUUCAACAACUUUACUUGACAAACUUGCAACUGAGGCAAAAGAUUCUGCUUGCAAAGCUAAUAAU